AUGUCUGACCAACAUAUAUACUUUGAGCAACUUCUAAGGAAGUGCCUUGAAGGGUCUCAGUUGGAGGCUGAGCAAACAUUGGCAGAGAUAGCAUCACCUACCUUACAAUACACUCUUCUUCAAAACAAGAUAUCAGUGAUCAACUUGUUACCAUUGAUCGCCGAUGUUGCAGCACAUGUACUACCACGAAUACUCCAUCGACAAGACACAUCAAUCAUGCAACUUGACAAUGACAACAUCUUGAAUAAUCACCUGAUCAAUAAUGUUAUAAUCAUAGCAUUCAGAGCCGUUAAGUUCUCUUUUGGAGUCGAGGAAACAAUGGCUACAUUUGGAUACCUCUCUGUGGACAUGUGGUCUGAACGGCCUGGCGUCAAACUAACACGAUACGACAUAGUGACAUCAUUGCUUACAAUAUGUAUCCAUUUCCCAAUGAUAGAGAUCAUGCAACAACUACUUGAACCAAUCUUUGUCAAGUCACUCCAACAUGAGAUUGCCCAAUCAUCAUCAUCAUCACCACAACUUUGGUAUAGGCUUGAAAGCCUGUAUCAUGAGUGCAUCAAGACAUAUUUGCCAAGUCUACAUAUUGCCCGACGUCCAGAACUCAGAGUAGCAUUAGGCAAACAACGUACAGAUGAGGCACUCAUUCAAUGGCUCCUCUCAGAACAGUCCAUCCACGGCACUAUUGGCGAGCCAUUCAUGACAUGGAUGUCAAAGUUACACUACCUGGUCAUCAUCCCAGAUAUCUCUUUGAUCACCUAUCACAGGCAAUAUAUCUUUGAGUAA
Acytostelium subglobosum LB1 is the source of this 783-nucleotide messenger RNA. RefSeq lists its product as hypothetical. The transcript has a single exon. NCBI's taxonomy places the organism in Eukaryota, Evosea, Eumycetozoa, Acytosteliales, Acytosteliaceae. Bases 1 to 783 code for a protein of 260 amino acids. The record is from RefSeq and is a predicted model, not a curated record.